GGGAAACACAGGCUAAAACACCGACUCAACUGUCGCGCCUCACACACACAUGAUCCGGAUCCCCGGUCCCGCGGCUUUAGCGCCAGUGUGAGGAGAGGAUCGCCCGGAUUUGGACCGAUCCUGAGCUCGAUCAGAGAUGGAGGCCAUCUAUGGAGAGAUGGAGGUGGAGAGCUGCUACACGCUUCUGGAACUGCCUUCGCCCAAGAAGAAACGCAAGAGCAAAGGCAGCGUGGAGAGCUCAGACAAACCCAAGAAGCCCAGGUCAGCGUAUCUGCUUUAUUACUUCGACGUGCAUCAGAGCGUCCAGCAGGAGCAUCCGGACCUGCCGCAGUCUGAGAUCAACAAAUGCAUCAGCGACAGCUGGAAGAGGCUGAACGUGGCGGAUCGAGGUUAUUACCUGGAGAGAGCACGCAUGGAGAAAGACGGCAUCGACCCGAGCAGCCAGUCAGCAGCUGCGUCCUCUCAGGACGUCCCAGGUUUCCGCAAGAUCCUCCCGAGGGCGAAUUAUGUGCUCCUGCCCAAGAAUUCAGCGGGAGGCGAGCGGGUCGAGGGAGACGGCGAGACGGACACCCUGGUGGACGGAGCCGUUGAUGGAGCCCCUCGGGCCGCGGUGCAGGAGACGCUGGUGUCCCCCAUGACUCUGGGCAGUGAGGUGGAGCUGUCAGAGCAGUGCAUUGCCAUUGAGGCUCUCAGUGAAGAUGCGCCGUCCCAGAAUGCCACUGAAAGACUGCAAGUUCUCGGUCAGGACGCUCUUAAAGCCGCCCCUCUGCUCAUGAAGAGGGAGGAGUCUCGAGUGUCAUAUGGUGACGUUGGCAUGGCGAUAGAGAAUGGAAUGGAGGGCGGGGCUUUGUUGCCACAGAUCAAAGCAGAUGCUACUCAUCUAGUUGCCAUAAUACCAAAUCAGGGUCUUGUGGAGAAUAAAGUGAUUAACACGGCCAGUCCAAUAAUGAUGUUUCCAUUGGUUAGCACUGUGAAACCAGAACCCAAACCCUCUUUUAAACUGGUUAGUAAAUAUACACGACGAGGACGGGGCAACUGCACCACACCCGGGUGUGUGUUUUCAUAUGUCACCCGUCACAAACCGCCCCAGUGCCCUGACUGCGGACAACACCUUGGGGGGAAAUGGGUGGCACCUGCUAAGAGAAGCUCAGUCAAAACUUCUGACCCGUCUUCAGGAAAACAGUGUGACGAUUCCAAACCUCAUCCAUCAGACCCUAAUGAGACGUCGCCAAAAGACACAGAACUCACAGAAGAGCAGACGAUUGCUUCUGUUAUUACUGAGAAAACCUCUUCAGAUAAAACUCAGGACGGAGGGACUGCUGCUGCUCGCAGGGCGGCCCGUAAAAAGAAAGAGCGAGUGAAUACAACGUCAGCCCAACAAACACCUGAUGGAGGCGCUUUUAAAACACCUGAAUGUGCACAGAGCGCCGAAUGCACAACUGUGCUAUCAUUGAGUGGUGGUCAAGUCCAGGUUGUCACGAGAGAGAAGGCCAGCAGUGCUUUACAGAAACGCCGGAUACGAGCUAUUCUCCCUGCUCCUGCACAGAAUAAUACGGGCGCUCAGUCUGCAGUUGUGCAGUGGAUCACAGUUCCACCUGAUAAAGUCAAAUCAGACACUAGUGUCAUCAGAGCAGUGAAACCAUCAGCCAGUGAACACAUUGCAGGACUGAAACCCAGCACUCUCAAACAGCUGGGUCACAUGAUCACACCCAGUGCCUUACAACAGAAGCCCAUGACGGUCAGCAGUAACCAGUACAUCAUCACAGACAACGGCGUCAAGAUUCUCUCCAUGCUGCCCUUCAAGAAAACAGCUGGAUCCUCCCUAGCUCUGGGUUUGUCUACAGCGAGAGGUCGCGGUCGAUGUAAGAAUCCGGCGUGUGAUUACGUCUACAAGAACAGACACAAACCUCAACACUGUCCCACCUGUGGCUGGGAACUCACCAACAAACCCACCAAGAAGAACAAACUCACACCGUCUGUUGAGGAUGUGUGCUCUACUGCGGUUCUGUUGGACGCGUCUCAGCCUCUGAGCGGCGCUCAGAAAGAGCAGCAGCGUCACUCCACCGUCAGUCUGCUGCGCUCUUGUCUGCAGUUCCCUGAGAGCGAGAGUGAGCUUCAGGACGUCUUCAGUCUCAUACAGCAGCUCAACAGCCAGCAGAACCACACGGAGGAGACCAGCGGGUGGCCGAGCUUCUACGAGCCGGUGGCGACGCACUGCAGUCUGUGUCAGUACCCGCUGCUCAAAGGAGAACAGAGUUCGCUUGCGGGGUUGGAGGAAUGCUGGUUGUUGACGGAGCAAUUGAUUCGUCCCGUCACUCUACAGCUGAAAGUCUGUACAAACCUCCAGUGUCUGGCCCUACACAGUUUCACAGACCUGCACCCAGGUCUGUUUAACGUGGGUAAUAAGCUGCUGGUGACGCUGGAUUUGUUCUUUAAGAUGAGACAUCAGCUCAGACUGGGCGAUGAACCUGCACACGCCGCUCUCGGUAUCAUCAAACACUCACUGACGCUCACAGACGGCGCACUGAGUUCGGAUCAGCUGUCGCGUGUUCAGGAUCUGUUCUGCAGCGGUUACUGGGCGUUCGAGUGUCUGACGGUUCGAGACUAUAACGACAUGAUCUGUGGCGUGUGCGGCCUCGCUCCCAAACUGGAGAUCGCACAGCGCAACUCCAACAACGUGUUACUGCUCAAAAACGUGGAGUUCACGUGGCCUGAUUUCCAAGCAACAGAUGAGGUUCACGUUGACGAGUUUUGGCUGACGAUGGAGAACGAGGCACUGGAACAGGCGGCGUUUCCCUCCAGCUUUCCUAUUACACGCUUUGACGCCUCCAUCAUCGCUCCGUUCAUCCCUCCUCUCAUGAGAAACACCACCGUCAUCAACACGGAGAAAGACAAAAUCACCUCUGACACACAACUCACAGGUGACCCAUCUGUCCUGGUGCGUCUGAUCCACGAAGGUCGUCUGAUUCCAGAUCAGAUGGAUCUGCACAGUAAAGAUGAGCUCAGAGAUGUGCUGGAGAAAUGUGGGAUUCCUGCUGCAGCAGACGCUGAUAAAGACGAGCUGCUGGCGUCUGUGUCUUUGUUGUAUUCACACACACAGAACGGUUUGUGGACGGCACAGCGGCCUGACACACUCAUGACGGCAGGCAGAGUCAGUAAAGUGUGUCCUCAUCAGGUCGUGUGCGGAUCUAAGUAUAUGGUCCGUAGAGAAAGCGCUCGAGAUCAUCUGGACCUGCUGGUUUCCUCCAGGUUUUGGCCACCGGUGUACGUGGCGGAUUGUGCCCAGAAGGUGGCGCUCUGCACUGAUGUAUUAUAUCCUGAACUGGCUUCACAGAUGUGGGGGAGAAAUCAGGGAUGUUUCUCUGACCCUACAACACCACCACAGUACGUCUCGUGCUCGGAGCUUCAAGACCAGCCGUACAGUUUGGAUCUGACAGCGACCGAAUCCAACCCUCAUCUGCACCCUCUCACCAAAUCCGCCUCUCGCUGGAUAGUGCGACCCGACAGACCCAACGCCCUCCACGACGCUCACCACGCCAUCACCCUCUGCAAAGAGUUGGAGCCGUACGCCGGCGCCGUCGCAGAGAUCUGUGAUGAACCCGAAGCUGAAACCAGCAUCGACGACAGCAGCGUGACGGCGGUUCGACGUAAAGCUCUGGUGUUCGAUAACGCAGCGUAUUACUACCUCUAUAACCGCCUGCUGGACUUCCUGAGCAGCAGAGACAUCGUAAAUCAGCAAAUCGCAGAGGUGCUGAGCGCCUGUCAGCCGGGAGAGGUGGUGAUGAUCAGAGACGCCCUCUACAGGCUAGGAGUCGCACAGAUCAACUCGGACCCGCAGGAAGUGGAGGAGGAAGCGGCCGACGGAGGACUGGACAAACACUCGGAUGGAGUCGUGUUCGAGGAGGUGAUGCUCGUCUGACUCAGGGAUCCGUUAUGAGCAGGUUUACCCAACUUUUUUUAAAAGAGAAAGUGAAAAUGUGCCUGGAAAGACAGUGAUUUCAUUUCAGUUUUUUUAAUAUAUAUUCAGUCAUGGGCAGAAUUAUUGGCAUGCUUGGUAAAUAUGAGCAAAGGUGGAUGUGAAAAUAAAUCUGCAUUGUUUAUCUUUUUGAUAUUUAAUUUAAAAAAUUCACAAAAUGCGAAUCUAUCAUUGAAAUAAAACAAUGAAAGUGGGGGAAAAUCUUAUUAUGAAAUAAUAUUUUUUUCUAGUUCACGUUGAUCACAAUUUUUGGAACCUAAUUAUUGCAACGUCUUUUUCCCAAGAUAGCAGCUCUGAGUUUUCUCCUAUAAUCCCUGAUGAUUUUGGAGAACAUCUGACAAGAGAUCAGAGACCAUUCCCUCAUACGGAUUCUCUCCAGAUCUUUCAGAUUCACAGCUUUUCUCUUCAGUUCACCCCAUUCAUUUUCUAUAGGGUUCAGGUUGGAACUGCCAUGGCAGAAGCUUCCUAAUGGAAGAUCCAACCACUGCCAAGGGUGCCAAUAAUUCUGACCAUGACUGUAUAUGUUUUUCUUUUCUUUUUUUUUAUUUCAUAUUUUUAUUUUUUCUUAUUUGUUUUACAUUAUUUUUAUUUUAUUUAAUGUUCAUUUUUAUUUAAUAUUUUUAUUUUAUUUAAUAUUUUUGUUUGUUUAUAUUUAUUUUAAUUUUAUUAAUUUAUUUUUUAUUUAUGUUUAUUUUUAUUUUUUAGAUUUUCUUUUCUUUUUUUCUUUUUUUAAUAUUUUUCUUAAUUUUAUUUUAGAGAUGGUGUGGAGACAAACAGAAACUGCGAGGUUGUUUCAGAUCCUGAAAGCACUUCAGAUGAUGGGAAUAAUUCAUGCAAAAAUAAACUCUGUUGUCAUUUAUUCACCUUCAUGCUGUUGUUUAAUCAGUGGAGCACAAAAUGUUUUUAAAGCAUUUUCAUGCUCCUUUUUUUCAGUUCAUGAACAUAUGUCGUAUGAUUUCAGAAGACCUGGAAUAUACCGCACAGCUCCAAAAAAACCUACUUGGGCCUAAAUUUCAGAUUUAUGUUUUUGAAUUGCAUGUAAAAUUUUCAUCCAUUUGGAUUUAACAGUUUUAACAUAAGCUAAUGAACUUAAGUAGUCCACUUCCAGAACAAAUAUUUGCAGAUAAUGUACUCACCCCGUUGUCAUCCAAGAUGUUCGUUUUUCUUUCUUCAGUUGUAAAGAAAUAGUUUUUUGAGGAAAACAUUUCAGCAUUUUUCUCCAUAUAGUGGACUUUUAUGGUGUCUGUGAGUUUGAAUUUCAAAAAUGUAGUUUAAAUGCAGCUUCAAGGGGCUCUAAACGAUCCCAGCCUUAGAAGGGUCUUAUCUAGCAAAACGAUCUGUCAUUUAUUUAAAAAAAAAAACAAAAAAAAAAGUAUAUACGUUUUAGUAGGGUUGGGUAUUGUUUGGGCAGUUUUCGAUACCGGUUUAUUCCAUGUACCCUCGAAUGUUUCAUUAGGUUUGAUGUGUUUCCCCCUUUACACGCAACUGUUGUAAAACAUUUGCUGCACGUUGCGGUGUCUGAAUAAUUUCUGGUGAAAUAUAGCCACACUUUAGAACGUUUAGUUUUUGGCAUUUUAAGUUAGACGCGUUUAAUGUCACUAGCUAAGCUAACGGCAAACCACCUGCUGCAGUCAGAGCAAGUGUAAUGAUAGUUGCUGCAUUCACGCACUUCUCGGAUGCUCUCAUUUCCUGACGAUUUGUGCUUUUAAUUCGAAAUGUGAAAAUGGACAGUAACUACAAAGAUGUCAUGGAUUUGUAUCA
Molecule: messenger RNA, 5737 nt
Organism: Labeo rohita (rohu)
Lineage: Eukaryota; Metazoa; Chordata; Actinopteri; Cypriniformes; Cyprinidae
Gene: hmgxb3
Product: HMG box domain containing 3
Exons: 21
Coding region: 137-3919 (1260 amino acids)
Source: RefSeq, a predicted model, not a curated record